Messenger RNA from Paramuricea clavata, 678 nucleotides. The record is from the annotation of a GenBank genome assembly. NCBI's taxonomy places the organism in Eukaryota, Metazoa, Cnidaria, Anthozoa, Malacalcyonacea, Plexauridae.
AUGACCGAAAACUUGCAGUUGCUCCAAGAUAAAAAAAUUACAAUGGUAAACACGUCCAAGAUCGCCACAAUAUCCGACAGUGUUACACCAAUGCUUCAUGCACUUACUCAUUUAAACACGAAAACGAAAGACGUUCCAACUAAACGAGACAUCCACACAGUGAUGACGUACCUCUAUGAUAAUGAACAAGCAUUGGACAAGUCGAUUGAAGAAAUGUUUGAAGUCAGCAGGGCAAUGUUUGCCACUGCAAUUCAGUACAUGGUAGCAAGAUCCAUUAUUAGUAAAGUUGGCUGACAAGCUGGCACUGGAAAACGAAAACACCAAACGUUCAAGACAGGAAAAGAUGUGAAAGCUCUCCGUUGCUUCCUAGAAAAAGAAUGUUUAGAGAAUUGCCCACAGACAUCGAGCGGAAGUUCCAACUUACACCCAAGACGAGCACUCCUCCAGCAACUACAAGCUGAUGAUAGUGAGGAUGAUCAUGAUGUGGCCCAACAAGCAACAACAAGCGUACGAAAGACACCCAAGAGGACCGUAUCUGAAGAUAGUGAGGCAUCACCAUCACAAGAAGUUGAAGAAACCACUGCUCCUAAGUGGACAAAAUCCAAAAAGAGCAAGAGCAAAGGACAUUUUGACUUAUCAAAUAUAUACAAAGAUUCCAUUACUAAAAUUCGAUUAUGA